AUGGAAAUUGUACCAAUGGAGAUGUACGACUCUGCCAGAGCUAAAAUAGCGGCCAAUUUGCGGUGGCUGUUUGCUAAGGCUUAUGGCAUUGACCAUAUUCCUGAGGAUCUGAGGGACCCCUUUUACACAGACCAGUAUGAGCAAGAGCACAUCAAGCCCCCCGUCAUUCGGCUGUUGCUGUCCUGUGAGCUCUACUGCCGCGUCUGUACCCUCAUCCUGAAGACGGAACAGGCUGCUUCUCUCCAGUCCCACAUGUCCGUCAUCCAGGCUCUGUCCAGAAAGGGCAUUUAUGUUGUGGAGAGUGAUGACACACCAGUUACAGAGGAGGACUUGGCCAGUAUGCCCAUCAAAAUGAGUGCCCAUAUGCCAAUGAUCGAUGCCCUGAUGAUGGCCUACACAGUGGAGAUGAUCAGCAUUGAAAAGGUUGUAGCGUCUGUUAAGCGCUUUUCCACCUUUAGUGCCUCCAAAGAGCUGCCCUUUGAUCUGGAAGAUGCUAUGGUUUUUUGGAUUAAUAAGGUGAAUACAAAGAUGAGGGAAAUCUCUGAAAGGGAACACAAAGUAAAGCCCCACCCACUCGAGUCACCUGGUCACCAAAAGGUGAGGUAUCGCAGAGAACAUGGGGCUGGUCGACACUUGCCCUUCUUUCCACCAGUGGAGGAUCUCAUGAGAGAUGUUUGUGAUGGAGCUGCUCUUCUUGCUGUAGUUCACUACUACUGCUCAGAUCUCAUGAAGAUUGAAGACAUUUGCCUGAAGGAAGUGACCUCCAUUGCUGAUACUCUCUACAACAUUCAGUUGUUGAAAGAGUUUGCCAAUGAAUAUCUCAGCAAAAGUUUUUAUUUGACGACAGAGGACAUGCUCUACUCUCCACUUGUACUCAAGCACAAUGUAAUGGUGUUCAUUGCUGAACUCUUUUGGUGGUUUGAAACGGUUAAACCAGAGUUUGUCCAACCUCGAGAUCUACUAGAGAUUAAAGAUGCACGAACACCUUCUCAUCCCAAAGGUGGUCGUCCAUCAGUGCCCAUUUCUAAUGCAACGAAGAGAAGCUUCUUGUCAAGUCCCACAGUCACAGAAAACCAAAGUGGUCCUGAAGUCUGUAACAGGUACUUCCUGCACCCAGAAGACUCUGACUCCCUUAAAGGAAGUCCAUCCUUCAGUCCUUCGCAUCCACUCUUACCCCUACGACAGAGGCAACAGAAGCAACAAGAAGAUGGAGCAGGUCUUCGAAACCGUUCCAACUCCUUCACCCAUAUGGAUGGACAAGGUCGCAAUUCAGCCACAGGCUGGUCUGACAAGAGGCAGAGGCCUCUGUCGACGCUGAGCCCGUUCUUACUUCACUCAGCCACAGAUGGUGACGCAGACAGAGCUUCUGGGGACAGUACCUCUCUGCUCCAGACCUCACAGCCACUACUGCGGCGUGUGAAUGGUCAUGGUGCUGUGGUCAACACUGACAUUGAGGAAGAGACUCUGCUGAUAAGGACCGACUCCCCUGCCCAACAUCUCGAGGCGACACACACAUCUGCAUCACCAGGGGUGCUGUCCAAUUCUGAUUCUAAACCUACAACAGAUGGAUUUUACCUGGAACCUUUAAUGCCAGCUGUACUCAAAACGCCAAAGGAGAAAUCUGUGCAUUUGAACAAGGAGGAGGAGAGUGGCGAGGGGUCGUCUGGUAGGGGGUCUCGCCGAAAAGUGCCCAGCUCUUUAAACAAAACGUUUACACCCCCUGAUCCAGAGCAAGAAGAGUUGUCGCAAACAUCUCGGGCCAACUCUAGGUCUGGUUCAACUGCAGCGCAAGCCACUGCUGAUCCCACAGGAGGGUUCUUCUUGCAUUCAGGUUCUGAGGAAUCAAAACCUUGUCCGAGCCUGGAUGCAGACUUGGAGGAUCUCGAAGAGCAGGAGGAAGAUUUGGAUGAAGCCGCAACUACAACAGAUCCCAGGUGGCCAAGGAAAACCUUUCAUGAGGAAGAGGAAUCGGCCAAGCUUCAGGAGGACAUGAAUGUGAAGGAGCAUGAAGACAAAGACUAUGGUGGCAGUGGUCACUCCAGUCCCUGUCACAGCACUCACUCCCAAGCCAGCAGUAUGGCCAGUAGCAGUGUUCGCAUGACCUCCUUUGCAGAGAGAAAAGCCCAGCAGCAGCGUUUUGGCAGUAACCAUGACCUGCGCUCAAGUGCCUCCAGCUCCCAAAGAACAACACCAGAUGGGUCAGAAUGCAGUGGUCCACUGAGCUCCUCCUGGAGACUUAAGAGGGACCAAAGUCCCUCCUCUCCUCUUGGAGGUUGUGCCCGAACAGCUGAUGGGAGCGGGGUAAAUAUGCUUUCAUCUGAGAUGGUGCAGCUUCGCAUGCAGCUGGAGGAAAAGAGACGUGCUAUUGAGCACCAGAAAAAGAAAAUGGAAGUAUUAUCUGCAAGGCAGAGACAGAAGCUGGGAAAAGCCGCUUUCCUCCAUAUUGUAAAGAAAGGAGCAGGGAAGAGUGACACACUGCCCAAUCCACUUAAAGCUGACCUCUCCAAAGAUGAGCUCAAUGGUCAGAAGGAAAGCAUCAGUAAAGAUGACUUGUGUGUUGGUGCGUUAACGGGGGAGAAGGUAGAGGAUGUUCCGGUGUGUGCCUUAGAAUCAGAAAGAAAGACUAACAAUGGGAGUUUCUACCUGGAGGAAGAGUUGGACCUGAACGAGUGCAGUCGUUCCAUUGAACAUCUGAAUGAUGCCAUCAGCAGCAUACAGCAGCAGAUGAUGCAGCUGUCUCUUCAGCAGGAGGUAUUAAUGAAACAGAAUGUACAGUCUCCCCUGGGAGCUUCUCAACUGCCCAACUCCACUGACAAAAGCAGUGACAAAGCCGGGCUCAGCUAUCACUUUGCGGAGCACCACAGCACAGCUCCAACACGUAAACCCCCUAAACUCGGCUCGGGACGAUCGCGGUCAAAACAGUCAGAACUAAAGGUUGCCAAGGAGAGCAGAGCUUCUGCUAAGCUUCAUGGUACUGAGGCACACAGUCACUCUAAGCCACAGACGGGGGGCAGGUCUCCCAGAAAUGAACAGCCAGAGGCAAUCGAAAGGCCUGUUUCUAGUCAUAGUCAAAGUACUUCCUUUCGGCUACACGAUGACGCCAACAUGCGCAUUCCCACCAGAGUGGACCUUAGUGCAGUGAGCAUCCCUGAUGCAUCCUUUGAUUACCUGUCAAGAAAGUCUGAGCUCAACUCCUCUGACGGCUCUGGAAAGGAGAACUUCCCCUCUGAUGAGGCUCAGCGAAGCAAAGCUUCUCUCAUCGAAGUCGACCUGUCGCAUUUAAAGGACCCAGAGGAGGAAGGGGCAGAGGAGAUCGCCACAGAGGGCGAGCAGAAGUCUGUCCUGGGCUUCUUCUUUAAGGAUGAACAAAAGGCAGAAGACGAGCUGGCCAAAAAGAGGGCGGCUUUCUUACUAAAACAGCAGAAGAAAGCUAAGGAGGCGCAACUUCGCAAACAACAGCUUGAAGCAGAAUCAGAACUGAAAAGGGAUGAGACCAGACGGAAAGCAGAGGAGGACCGGCAACGUAAGGAGGAUGAGAAGAGCCGCAGAGAAUUGAUCAAACAGGAGUACCUCCGGAGGAAACAAGAAGAGGUUUUUGAGGAGCAAGGCCUUGUGAAGCCCAAGACUCCUAAGCCCAAACAGAAGCACAGGACCAAGGCUGUUCUCAGGGAGGAGUCUAGCGAUCAUUUCUCAAAGUGCUCUUCCACAGCUGACAACCUGAGCAACGCCCAGUCGGGCUCUAGUCUGUCUCUGGCCUCGGCUGCAACAAAUGAGGCUGACAGCGUGAACUCAGGAGGAGCUGGUUCCCAACGGUGUGACUCCGUAGAGUCUUUCCCAGGAAGUCGGAAUCACAGUCGAGCUGCGGAGCGAGACUGGGAUAACGGCUCUACUGCAUCUUCAAUCACAUCCAUGGCAGAGUACACAGGUCCUAAGUUGUUCAAGGAGCCAAGUGCCAAAUCGAAUAAACCAAUCAUCCACAAUGCCAUAUCCCACUGCUGUUUAGCAGGAAAGGUCAACGAACCCCAGAAAAACCAGAUCCUUGAGGAGUUGGACAAGUGCGAGUCAAACCACUUGAUGAUCCUGUUUCGAGAUGGAGGCUGUCAGUUCCGGGCGCUCUACUCGUACUUCCCUGACACUGAGGAGAUCCAGAAGCUGACAGGCACUGGGCCUAAGAGCAUCAGCAAAAAGAUGAUUGACAAGCUGUACAAGUACAAUUCGGACCGCAAACAGUUCACAGUCAUCCCUGCCAAGACUGUGUCUGUGAGUGUAGACGCUCUGACCAUACACAACCAGUUAUGGCAGCCCAAAAGAGAAUUUCCUUCUGGUUUGUCCAACUUGUUGAUCUCAGUACCGCCGCAGUACCACAUCGGUGAAAUUAACGCCACAGUAUUUCACCAUGACAACCUGGGCUCGGUCACAUUAUUUAAUAUCAAGAGAGCAGGAAUCACAGGGAUCGCAGACGGAGCAUUCAAUUCUUUUCUCGGCCUCAAAAGUCUUGCCUUAGACAAAAACAAACUCACAGACAUCAAUCACAAGUGGCUUUCGAGACCUGCCACCCUGACUGAACUCGGCAUCCCACUGCACAACACCAACUUCAGUCUCAAAGGAAACCCCUGGAGAUGCGCAUGUGAUGCUCAAGACUUCUACGCCUUCAUCAUGGACUUGAGAAACAGGUCUUUGCUGCUGCACCCUGAAGAUGUCACAUGUGCCAGUCCCCCAUCUUUGAGAGGGAAACCGGUGUGGAACGUGUCAGAGUGCAGCACACCGUAUCCAGUGCCAACAAGUCUGAGCACCACUGAAGAUCCAAAUGUGUCGAGACCUGUGUCGAGACCAGUGUCGGACAAAACAACUCUUCUCCUGAAAACCACAUUGCCAACCUCAAGCUCUUUAAAUGUACCCACUGGAUCACAUCGGCCUCCUCCAUACUCGACUAACAUUGUCCCCAUGCUCAGCACGGUCAUUGUGGCGUUGUGUGUUGCGCUGCUCCUCGUCAUCAUCUUGGCCCUGGUCUACAGGAGAAAACGCAGCAGGAGAACUGUGGCUCCAAGAGACCAGAACAAACAAAUGACCACGGAGACAGACCAUCAGAAGGACGACGUCACCGGACACACGUGCUGGGACAUCGAGGCGCCUUCCCCAAUGUCAUUAACUGGAAUCCGAGCCAAGUCUGCUAAUGCAAUCCUUUUCACAUCUCCGUUUGCCUCUGCUGGGUUUCACGAUCCAGCUUCAUUGGGGGUUGGAGAGAAUAAAACAGCUGGCAGCAGGAGGGGGGAGAGCAGGGCAUCUGACAGUGGGAGCGAGUACGUGUUUGUGGACCUGCUGCAUGAGGUGGUCCAGAACCGAGGCCGCUGGACCAGGGACCGGUGGAGGCACAUCCGCUCCAGCAGGCAGAGGACAGAGCAGCACCAGCACAGGUGA
Knipowitschia caucasica is the source of this 5418-nucleotide messenger RNA. The record is from the annotation of a GenBank genome assembly. Lineage: Eukaryota; Metazoa; Chordata; Actinopteri; Gobiiformes; Gobiidae.